AUGAUUGAUUAUUCGUACCUAGCUCCGCCAAAAGAGGCUAAUGAUAUUGUUCACUCUAACCAUUAUGUGAAGCAUCAAGAGUAGGAGAAGGGAGUUAGGAAAAUCUACGAAACAGUUGUUUAUGAUUAGUUUGAAAUGGAGAAGGUGAAGGAACUUAAGGAGGAGAUUAAGAAAUAGAAAAUAAUACUCUCUUCUGAUUGGAAAGAAAGCGAUUAUUUAAGAAUAAGCUAUGCUGGAAGAUUUGAUAAAAAGACAGUGAUUAAAAAACUUCAAUAACAUAUAGCUUGGAGAUGUAAUAAGAUUUAUCACGAAAUCAACUCUCAUUCAGAAUCAUUUUUAAAGGAAGGAAUCUGUUAUCUUUUGGGUAGAGAUAAAUAAUACAGACCUAUUGUCGUAUUGAAUGCCCAUUAAAUUGAUUAAAAAAAACAUGAUAAGGAAUAGAUCUUUUAAGCUUUGUCAUGUCUCUUAGGAAUAGUAAAAAAAAAUAUGUUUGUUCCAGGCAAGGUGGAAACCUGGGUCUUUCUAUUAGAGACUAAUAACCUGGGAGGUCAGGGUUUGUAAUAAAAAGUCUUGGAAGUAUUGAUCGAUAAUUUGAGCACUAAUUUUUCAGGUUACCUUGAAAGAAUGUUUGUUUUAAAUCCUUCAAGUGGAAUCAACUUUUUAUGGCAAUAAAUUAAAGCCUUUUUGGACGAAGAAACUAUUAAUAAAAUUAGUUUCCUCCCAUCUAAAGAAAUUAAAUAAUUAAAAGAAUUUAUUGAACCAAAUUAAUUAGAAGAAAAAUUCGGAGGCACUCACCCUAAUUUAACAAAAUUUUGGCCACCUUACAAUUUGGAUUUACCUGAUGGAUAUACAAAGAAGGAUAACAAAACUAAUUAAAAAUAGAAUAUGAAAAUUUCAAAUAUGAAGAUAGAAGAAGAAGAAGAAAAUGAUCCAUAUGAUUAAGUCGACUUUAAUCUCAAUGAUUUUAUGAAAUAGUAACAACAGAUUUAUUAUUCCAUUUCUAAUAAGCCAUAGUAAUCAAUUCAAAUCGAAGAUAAACCUGAAAAUCCAAGAUAGGAUUAAUCAGAAGAUAAUCCAUAAAUAGACUCUAAAUAACCGCAUAAUUAAGCUUAAUCUAAUAAUCAAAAACCUAUUUUAGAUGAGCCUGAAUAACCUGAAUUAUAGCAACAAGUAUUCAAUCAGGAAGAGGAAAAAAAAUAAAAUAUCCCUUAGAAUUAUGAAAUCAAAGAAAGCACUGAGUAAGUGAUUUUAACUGAAAGAUAAAAAAAUUAGCAAUAAUAAGGAAAUGACAAUGAAUAAGAUAAAUUGUCGCCUAGUGAUUAGUAAUAGUUUAACUCUACUGGAAAUAAACUAAACGAAGAAAAUAAUCCAGAUAAUAUUCCUAUUUAGCGUUUGGAUCCUGUGAAUAAUGACAAAGGAUGUUGUGCCAAAUGUGAAAUAUUUUGA
Molecule: messenger RNA, 1446 nt
Organism: Paramecium tetraurelia
Lineage: Eukaryota; Ciliophora; Oligohymenophorea; Peniculida; Parameciidae
Exons: 6
Source: RefSeq, a predicted model, not a curated record